Molecule: messenger RNA, 1215 nt
Organism: Trypanosoma grayi
Lineage: Eukaryota; Euglenozoa; Kinetoplastea; Trypanosomatida; Trypanosomatidae
Exons: 1
Coding region: 1-1215 (404 amino acids)
Source: RefSeq, a predicted model, not a curated record
AUGCGCCGCGUUGUGUGGGUGUUGGCAGCUGGGCUGUGCUGCGCGGCCUUGUGCGUGACGUGUAGUGUUACUGCUGAGGGCAGUGCGGGUGCGGUGGAGGCUUCGGCCACACGCAGUUCGUUGCAGUCUCAACAGCCUGGUGCUGCCACUGGUGGUGUCGUAGUAACGCACGGGGCGACGCGGAGGUUCGCCACAUUAACCGUGCAGCGUGCCAAUGCGGUGCUUGUGGGCAUUAGAGUGACGGCGCCGCUGCCGCCAGACGGGGCGUUAGUGGAGGCUCCGGCCACCCUCAGGGCGCAGGCGGAGGAGGCUGAGAAGAAAGCGGCCGAUGCACUGGCUGCGGCUGCGGCUGCGGUGAAGCUUGCUGAUGACGUGACGGUUGACGUGAAGCUUGCAGUCGCGGAUGUCAACACGACGUCGCAGGAGGCUCAGCGCACGCAGCGCGAAGCCGACGCCGCUCGUAUGGACGCUGAUGCGAAGAAGAAACUCGCGGAGGAUGCGCAGAAGAGGUAUGACGAGCUCGGUGUGGUCGUAAAGGGGGCGGAGGCAACCGUGACUGAAGCGGAGAAGGUGGCGGAGGCAGCGCUGCACGCGUGGGUGGAGGCGAAUAGUGAGAAGUCGACCUCUGCUGUUGCGUUGCUGAAGGGGUGGCGCGAAGAUGCGAACGAAGACAAUGCGUGGGAGACAACCGCCAAUGCCGUAAGGCUUGCCUCGUCGAAGUGGGGAGACGCUCAUGCCGCGCUUGCGAAUCUGAGCACCGCGAAGGCCUCAGCAGCAGCUGCACAGAAGGCGGCGCAGGAGGCCAAGCAGCUGGCGGAGGCUGCGAAGAAGGAAGCCACGGAGGCGGAGGUGAAGGCUGACAACAAAGCGAAGGAGGCUGCCGAUGCGGUGGAGCGAGCUGAGGCGGCGCGGACUGCGGCUGUGCAGGCGGUUGCGGCGAUGAGCACGGCGACGGAGGCGGCCCACAGCGCGCAGGAGAAAGCGCAGGAUGCGGUGAGGGAGGCGGCGUCGGCUGCGGCACGUGCUGAGGAGGCAAGGAGACAGAGUGCGCACUCUUCGGACGGUGUGGAUGCGACCGCUGUGCCUGACUCGACGAGGAGUAUGAGCACUGUGCCGGGGGAGAAAGGCAAGUCGGACGGCAGCGGUGGCGGUGAGUGGGUGCGUGCGCCUGCUGUGCUGCUGCUGUGUGUGCUGGGCUGUGUGCUGCUGUGCUGA